Molecule: messenger RNA, 1510 nt
Organism: Cherax quadricarinatus
Lineage: Eukaryota; Metazoa; Arthropoda; Malacostraca; Decapoda; Parastacidae
Product: RNA polymerase II-associated factor 1 homolog
Source: RefSeq, a predicted model, not a curated record
CCCUCACGGUCAUACGCACUCGUAGCCACACCUGGCCGCACACGCACUCACACAUAGAUACAGACACACUUACACACACACACCCACACGCGCUCCGACCAAUGCCUCUUAAGCAUUGGUGGUGGUGGUGAGCGCAGCGCUGCUUGUGCUGGAGAAUGGACCGCUUGUGAUGGUGGUGGCGACGCCAAGGAGUGCACAGUCGUACUACAGGGUGUACAAGACUGUCCCCAGUGCCUCCUACUCCUACUCCACCAGACAUAGGUCUAGCUCAAGCCGAAGUAACGCCGUGGCCCCGUCCUCGCCGCAAGGUACGCCGCAAGCCGCGCAGCGGCGCAAGGUGCAACUGGGAACGACACAGGCUAGGGCAGAUGCCACGUAUAGGAGAGCUGGUGACAUACAGGCAGGUGAAUACAUGCAAUACCAUCCUGUCGAGAACACCCCAGAAGUGAGGAAGGCCCGUGAGGAGUUCUUCAGACUUUAUAACAAGCAAGCCAAGUUGGUCGCCAAGCCAGCUGACACGAAGCAAUACGACACUCUGAGCUACACGCAGUCUUCCCUGAUCGGAAGAAGAGAAGAUGAUGAUGAUGACGAUGAACAGCAGCAGUCCUACGACUUGUACGGAUACUCAGAGGAGGAAGAGGACCACGAGCACGAGUCCGGUUAUUCAGAGGGAGAGGGGUACUACGAAGACCAUGAGUCCGGAUUCGAGGAGGAGAAUAGCGAGGAGAUUGACGAAUACGAACAAGACUCUAAUGAGGGCGAUGAUUCUUCCUCCAGCGAGGAGAGCUCUGAGGAAAAUGAAUGGGGCGAGGAGAGCUCUGAGGAAGAUGAAUGGGGCGAGGAGAGCUCUGAGGAAGAUGAAUGGGGCGAGGAGAGCUCUGAGGAAGAUGGAGGCGAGGAGAGCUCUGAGGAAGAUGAAGGAGGCGAGGAGAGCUCCGAGGAAAAUGGUGAAGCUUCCGAGGAGGGAGAUGAAGGAGGCGCAGACUCCUCUGAAGAAGAAGAAGAGGGGAAUUCCAGGAACCUGGUGUGGGGCCCAAGAGGAUGGGCAUACAAAUCUAAGCCUAGCGCUCGCUCGUCUCUCAAUACGAAUUUUCUUGUCCCGCAGCCUGUGACGGAGACUCCGGCGGUCAGGUUAGCCAAGAGGAAGUUCUUCGAUCUUUAUAAAGUACAAGCUGAAAUGUCAUUCAACGCUCCCGACCACUGACUUCUCACAGACAACGAAGUCACAGGUGCCACCUGCAAGUUAUCGCUUUCAACCUCAUCUUCACCUGCGUAUGCAGAAAUGGGAGAGAAAACUAUCGAUAUUCUGAUAAACAGUAUAUCUGUGACUCUCCAGGGCUUUAUCCCGACAUUGGUCUUCCUGGCCAGACAGUACUCAGGUACACAUCGACGCAUGAGAGAAAAAACAUUAAAUUUUGUUUACAAAAUAUAUAAAUUGAAUGAGUUUUACUUACAUUCUAAAAGGAGACGAUACCUAUGAGCGAAGAAAUGGUAGGCUUCCUGCUGAAGU